AGAGAGUGAAAGAUGAGAGAAAGGUGGGUUUUGGUCUGGGGAAGGUGACAAAGCGAAUAAUAAUAGUGGAAGAUGAAGAUGAAGAUGAAGAAAAAGAAGGAAAGGAAGAUGAAGAAAAUGAAGAUGCUGAAAUGUUGUCAAAGGAGGAUUGUGUGAAGGAGAUUAUAGCUGUGGCACAAAAGUUUAGUGAUGCUUUUGUUGAAUUUUCAAAGUUGCCAUCGACAAUUUCAAAAAGAUUCCCAAACUCAGAUAUCUUGAAAAAGAUAUACAUGACGACUGCUGAUUACUUCAUCAAGCAAGCUAAUGGCAAAGAGCAGGCCAAUGAGAAUCAGAGAUUGUUUGAGAAGUGCACAUUGGAAGAAGAUGAUGAUUUCUUCAAUGAACCUGGUGUAAUGGAAGCACUUAUAAACCUUGAGAAAGCUGCACUACUGAAAUUCUCAAUGCCUUCAUUUGAUUUGGGCAUUGAGUUUACCAUGUCUCAACCUGAAGCAAAUGCCAAUCCAAAGAAUCAGAAGCAGACUGAUGAAC
Cuscuta epithymum is the source of this 528-nucleotide messenger RNA. Lineage: Eukaryota; Viridiplantae; Streptophyta; Magnoliopsida; Solanales; Convolvulaceae. The record is from the annotation of a GenBank genome assembly.